AUGUUUUCAUCUUCUUCACCACCAACCCCCACCACUACGACGACUACGACGCAUCCACCACAACAACCACCACCACCACAAGUAUUGGCAUCUGUUUCUUCCUUUUCAUCCUCAUCGCCAAUGAAUUUUAUGCAAUUGUGGGUCGUCGCCACCGCCGCGGAGCUUGGAACAGAAGACAGCAACCCUCCCUGUUGUUGUUCCGUCGUCCGGAGCAAUAACCCAUUAAGCUUUCUCCAGGAGCAAGUGAGCUCGGAAAGGGAGAGUGGUGAUUCUAUGGGUCAUCAUCCCAAGAGGAUGAAUGAGGAUGAUCCUACUCAUUCUUCUUGUUCAUCUUCAUCCUCGUUUCGGAGGAGAGGCUCUUCAUCUUCUCCUUCGACCAACCAAACGUUCAUGAAGAACACCAACAACAACACCAACAACACCAACAACACCAAGAACACCAACAACACCACCACUAACGAAUUCAAUGUUCAACAACCAGCCAUUCCAUCCAAACCUUCCUCUUCUGAAAACAACUUGGAAGAAGUCUAUCCCCAAUACUACCCCGACAACGACGACAACAAUGUCGACAACACGUACGAUCUUGAAACCAAUCAUCAUCAUCAUCCUUCCUUGUUUGGAGUAUCUACACAACCAUCAAGCGGAACAAACUUCUCAGCACUCUCCAAGCGCAAUCAUAGUGGAAAGACUCAUAUCAUUGAUAUUCAUAUGAGACCUGAUUUUGAGAGAAUUUUGGAGAAUGAUGUCGCUUUGCAAUGUUUUCGAAAUUUUGCAAAUUCUCAACACGUGUUGGAAUCGUUGGAUUGUUUGGUCGAUAUCAAACGCUACAAAAAACUACUUUUGAAAUUGUAUCCUCAAAUGAAUUCAGAAAUGGUGGCUGGAAGAAGAUUUUCAACUUUUAGUAAUCAUUCUCAAGGAAGUAAUAGUGGUAUCAUGACUACAACUCCUACGACUGUGAAUUCUCCUGUUUCACCCUCUCAUGGCAACAGUGUGAACUCGCCAACUUUUAUGAAUGCAAAGCACGGAUCUUGCCAUUCAAAAAGGUCCAUCUUUAGCUCCUUUUUCUCAAUUAGUUAUACGAGUAGUAGUACAGAGAGAGAAAUUGAAACCAUCUCAACCUUGGAUUCUCCAAAGGAGCUUCCAUUCAACGAUAAUAAUACUAUCAUUCCAGAGAAUAAGGAAGAGUCCACAGAGACUCCCAAAAAGGGUUUUUCAUUUAGGAGACUGUCAUUAAGGAAAAAACCACCUCCAAUUCUUGAUCGAAUAGAUUCAAACACGGAUCUUGUUGUCACAAGUGAUGUGAAAUCCCCUCAAAAUGAUCCAUGGAUUCAUCGUGAUAGUAUCAUUUCUGCUUUGGAAUCUCAUGACGACCCAAAACCAGGAACAGUUUCUCUUUUUGAUGAUGCCUCUUCUAUCACAAGUUAUGAAACCAGUAAUUCCAUUUCUGUUCGUUCACCAUUAUCCCUACUUCGAUUUCCGUCCAAUGACGACAAGGAACGGCAACUACAAGAAAAAGUCUAUUACUGUGUGCUUCAAAUGAUUGACAAUUAUUUGAAGGAUGGCGCUCCUUCUGGAAUUAAUGUGGAUGGAUCAUCGAAACGACAAAUUUUGAAUAAUGACAGUUUGGCGUCACUGAACCGAUUCACACACGAUCUUGACUUUAUGACCAAAUAUAAUCUUUUCAAUCGAGUAGAGCUACAAUUAUUACUCCUUAUUAAGGGAGACGUUUUACCUCGAUUUGCCCAAUCUGAAAUGUGGCAGCAAUUUGUGUUGCAAAAUGGAAAACUGGCGGAUUCUUGUUGUUACCCUGAAGAUUUGCAAAAAGUGGAAAGACUCAAAUAUCGAAAAGCAGAUUUCCUUAGAGAAUAUAUCACAAACAAGGAUCUUGAAUUUAGUGAAAUGGCAGCAGGAGAUAUGAGCUGUUUACAACACAUGUUAGGAUCGUCCGAUUUAAGUGUCUUCUUCAGUAAGGGUCGUCAAUUUGUUGACACGGAAGAGGUUGGGUUUGGAACAUUCAAUAUGGCCAAGGUGGUUGGGUUUCUUCCUUUCCCUGCCGAAGUGGUUGUGAGUGCACAAUGUUCUGCGUAUGCCACAAAAAAGUUUCUCCCGACCACCAAAUUCGAUGAGAAUUCGCAAGGAAUUGAAACUCCCUUCCUCCCUCAUGAAUACGAACUGAUCGAUUUCUCAGAUGAUUCGAAGAAGCAUAUUUAUCCCAGCUGGUUGACAAAGUUCAAUGUAGCCUUUCCAAAACCAUUUGGUAUGAGAACUUGUUAUGCAGCAGGUUCUGUCUUCUUUGCCAAUGGAAAGUACUUCUCCAUUAAUAAGGCAAUUUUAAACGAAGACAAGUACCCAAGCUGCUACAAUUAUGUGAAAAAGAAUGGAAAGAUGGGCUCCAAAAAGACCACGAACAGCCUAUUCAUAAGCGUACACGUUACGACACCUGUGUCAAAAGAUAGAUGCCACAACACGCAUUUAGCCAUCAUGAACGCAGGAGGAUUUCUCAACAUUCUUGCAGCAAAACUGUACAAACAAACUGUUGGAAAGGUGAGCGCUCAAGGUCAAAACAAUACCAUUCACGAGUUGAACGAAUUAAAGAAAGACCGAUACAAAAACAUCGAAGAUGGAUACACAAGAGCCAAACAAUAUCUUUCUCUCACUCUUCAGAGAAUGGGAAAGACAUUGGGAGCAGACUGCCCCUUUCCGCAAUCGUUUGAAAGACUCCAGCGAUAUGCCGAUGUAAAGUGA
Messenger RNA from Naegleria fowleri, 2745 nucleotides. RefSeq lists its product as uncharacterized. Bases 1 to 2745 code for a protein of 914 amino acids. Lineage: Eukaryota; Heterolobosea; Eutetramitea; Acrasida; Naegleriidae. The transcript is spliced from 2 exons. The record is from RefSeq and is a predicted model, not a curated record.